AUGGCGGAAGGAACGGAAAUGGUGAACAAUUCGUUCGAAAAUGUGACAGUAGAUAUAGCGCCAUAUGUUCUUGACCUGACAAAUUCGUUCCCGAUACGCUACGCGGUUCCGCUUUUAGGAUACUUUUCACCUGUACUAAUCUUCAUCACCUUGGUGACAAAUACUCUCGUAGUCAUUGUUUUACUGAAGAAAAAUAUGCGCUCUCCAACAAAUACAAUACUAGCAGGGAUGGCUUUAUCGGAUAUGUUUACAGGGUUAUUUCCCUUGCCUGUUUUCCUGUACUUUUUUGGCAUGGACCAUUACAAGGAAUACAUCCCCUAUAACUGGUGCUACACAUACAGAUUUAUGUCGGAACUGAUCCCUACAAUAUUCCAUACCGCUUCGAUCUGGCUCACUAUGGCGUUAGCAAUUCAAAGGUAUAUCUACAUUUGUCAUAGUUUCCAGGCCCGGAAAUGGUGCACAAUCACCAACGUUCUUUAUGGCACAUUAGCAAUCUACAUCAUAGCUAUUCUUAGUCAGAUAUCACGGUUCUUCGAUUCUUUCUAUAUACCGGUAGAAAUCAUGUCACGAAUGCAUGAGAACGAGACGAUGACCGCGUGUGUUCAAGAAUUAAGGCCAUGGGUGCAGGCUCACAUUGAUUUGUAUUAUAACGUAUACUAUUGGUUCAGAGUGAUUUGUAUACAUCUUAUUCCGUGUGCUUUCCUGGUGGUUCUCAAUGCUCUGCUUAUCUCAGCCAUGCGAACUGCACAGUUGCGUCGAAUGCAGUUGCUAAAACAAAAUAAAAAGAGUGAGAGCAAGAAAUUAAAAGACAGUAACUGUACCACGCUAAUGUUGGUGGCUGUGGUGGGACUAUUCCUGCUGGUUGAACUUCCGCUAGGAAUAAUCAUGAUAGUUUACUUGAUAGACAAUACAUUUGAACUCAACAUAUUUUCCAUGGCUGACACAUAUGGGAUCAUGAACUUGAUAUCUAAUUUCUUCAUCUUGUUGAGUUACCCAUUGAACUUUUUCAUUUACUGCGGAAUGUCUAGACAGUUUCGUGAAACCUUCAAAAGGAUGUUCACGGGAGCUCCCAUGCCCAUUGACCGAGACUGUUCACAAUAUAUGACACUGCCAACAGAAAACGGCAAGACAGCGCUGACCGCGGAUGAAACCGCACUAUAG
This is a messenger RNA of Ylistrum balloti, 1161 nucleotides long. RefSeq names its product sex peptide receptor-like. Gene Ontology annotation, molecular function: G protein-coupled peptide receptor activity. NCBI's taxonomy places the organism in Eukaryota, Metazoa, Mollusca, Bivalvia, Pectinida, Pectinidae. The transcript has a single exon. The coding region runs from base 1 to 1161 and encodes 386 amino acids. Gene Ontology annotation, cellular component: membrane. Gene Ontology annotation, biological process: G protein-coupled receptor signaling pathway. The record is from RefSeq and is a predicted model, not a curated record.